Parastagonospora nodorum SN15 is the source of this 258-nucleotide messenger RNA. RefSeq lists its product as hypothetical. The record is from RefSeq and is a predicted model, not a curated record. NCBI's taxonomy places the organism in Eukaryota, Fungi, Ascomycota, Dothideomycetes, Pleosporales, Phaeosphaeriaceae. The coding region runs from base 1 to 258 and encodes 85 amino acids. The transcript has 2 exons.
AUGGCUAAGGCCAAUGGCUCGAUGUCUUCGUUCCUGAUGUCGAGAAAGCUGGUGGCUUCACCAUCACAUCGUCGCCCCGAGAAGCUCUACCGCGAGCAGACCCCGAACACAAGCCCUACUUUGAGUUGGCGAUCCAGAGAAGCCCAGAUAAUCCGCCCGCAGCAUGGUUAUGGCAGCCGGAAGAAGAUAUACAGGGGAAGGAAAUCAAGGUGCGCGUGGGCGGCAGCUUUGUCUUCCCCCCACCAGGCUUGGACAUAA